AUGAUUAGCUUCGCACCAUGGCACGUCAAUUCAACAAAUGCUACAACAGAUGCUAACGACUACGAUUACGAGAUAUUAUACAGUCCACCUUUGCAAGAACUGGUACCAAUGUCUUUGUCAUACGGCGCAACACUUUUGCUUGGAAUAAUAGGCAAUGGUUUAGUGAUACUUUCCGUCAGUCGGUUCGAACAAAUGAUGACAAUUACGAACACCUUUCUUCUUAGCCUCGCUUCCGCGGAUUUGUUGUUGGUGUUGAUCUGCGUUCCAAUCAAGUUUGCGACCUUUUUUUCUUACCAUUGGAGAUUCGGUGCGUUCAUGUGCAAAACCAUUCACUACAUCCAAAACGUGUCAGCAAUUUGUUCCGUUGCGACCUUGACCGUUAUGAGCCUCGAAAGAUAUUACGCAAUAGUUCACCCAAUGAAAGCUAAAUACGUGUGUACAAAGGGACGAGCUAGGAGAUGUAUCUGUGCUCUUUGGUUCGCCUCCUUCAUAUUAGGAGUUCCCAUCUUGAUUGGAAGGAUUCAGAUCCAGGUCGGUCGACACGGACAAGCGUAUUGGUGUGUUAAAUGGUUCAGCACUCCAUUUCUCCGUAUCUUAUACGAGGGGUACAUGUUCGGACUAAUACUCGUUCUCCCCGUGAUAAUCAUGUCUUUUGCCUACAUACGAGUCUGUCAGGAACUUUGGUUCAUGGCGAAGCACAGAUCAACAAUGAGAGCUGAUGCCGACACGCGUAGGAAUCAGUUUUAUGAGAGGAAUGGGUCAACAAAUAGCACACCUUUAAGAAUGUCGAGCACGGAAAAGACUCCGGUUUUGCGGGUGAAAUUUACUGAUGACGAUUCAACAAAAAAACAGGUCAUUAAAAUGCUGGUUGCUGUAGUCGUCGUUUUUAUCAUUUGUUGGGCACCGAUUCUAACGAAUGAUCUUCUUGUGGCGUUGGAGAUACUUCCAGAGCUCAAUAUCCCUCCAUAUAAAUACAUGCGGGAAACAUUCCAUCUCAUGUCUUAUAUAAAUAGCUGUGUCAACCCAAUUGUGUACGGAUUUAUGUCAAGAAACUUUCGGCAAAUGUUUAAGAGAGCGUUGUGUGGGUGUCUUAAAGGACGUCAAUACGAAGAAGUUCUGCUUACAGGGUCUGGUGCAUAA
Molecule: messenger RNA, 1140 nt
Organism: Dreissena polymorpha
Lineage: Eukaryota; Metazoa; Mollusca; Bivalvia; Myida; Dreissenidae
Product: pyroglutamylated RF-amide peptide receptor-like
Biological process (GO): G protein-coupled receptor signaling pathway
Cellular component (GO): plasma membrane
Molecular function (GO): neuropeptide Y receptor activity
Source: RefSeq, a predicted model, not a curated record